AUGGAGGUGUACUCCGACAAUGGUCCUCAGUUCCUUUCUAAAGAAUUCAGGGACUUCGGUACAUUAUUCGAUUUUGUUCAUGUCACCUCAAGUCCAAGAUUCCCAAGAUCUAACGGACUCUCUGAAAAGGGGGUGCAAAUCGUCAAAAGGGUCCUCAAGAAAAGCACUUAUGCUGACACCAACUUCUUCCUAGGACUGCUAAACUACCGGACGACACCGCUGGAAGACGGGAACUCCCUGGCAGACAUACUGAUGGGUCGACGACUACGGUCCCGCCUACCAGACUUCGGAAGUGUUUCACAGGUGGACGUCCGAAAGCAUCGAAAGAGUACGCCACGAGGCGUCACCUGCAACCUCUGCGGUCAGGUGAAACCGUCCGAAUCCACCAAGAUGGUGCUUGGACCGUCAAAACGAAAGUGCAAGACCGCUUGGCACCGAGGUCCUACAAAGUCGUCACGGAGGACAAUAAAAUACUGCGAACGAAUCGGCAGCACCUGGUUCCAACGUCUGAGCUCUACGUUCGGACAACACCAGCCAUGGGUGAUCUUCCAUGCACAGGAAGCAAGCCAUUCAGCAAUGUACUGA
Messenger RNA from Ornithodoros turicata, 585 nucleotides. RefSeq lists its product as uncharacterized. The record is from RefSeq and is a predicted model, not a curated record. Bases 1 to 585 code for a protein of 194 amino acids. Lineage: Eukaryota; Metazoa; Arthropoda; Arachnida; Ixodida; Argasidae. Gene Ontology annotation, molecular function: nucleic acid binding. Gene Ontology annotation, biological process: DNA integration. The transcript has a single exon.